Messenger RNA from Lotus japonicus, 807 nucleotides. Its product is annotated as probable trehalose-phosphate phosphatase D. Gene Ontology annotation, biological process: trehalose biosynthetic process. Lineage: Eukaryota; Viridiplantae; Streptophyta; Magnoliopsida; Fabales; Fabaceae. Gene Ontology annotation, molecular function: trehalose-phosphatase activity. The record is from RefSeq and is a predicted model, not a curated record. The coding region runs from base 341 to 634 and encodes 97 amino acids. The transcript is spliced from 3 exons.
UCUUUGUUUGCAAUGUUGAGGCCAGAGAUUCCUCUCCCCAUUACAUCGCAAGGCCCUCUCUUUAACCCCAAAGUUGUGGCUGUCGUUUUUGCCGCAGCGGCAUCGGAGACGAGGUGAAGACCCUGAGGGCUCCGGCGGCGUGCGAGGUAGGGGAGAUAGGUGGUUGGUGCAGAAGAUGUAGAGGACACAACCUGUGCCGUCGUCGAUGGCGAACAGGGGAAACUGUUCCGUCCAUUAGGAACUUCAGUUUUCGGUGGCGUGCAAACCUUUGACAGCAUCUUCCUGUUUGAUGUUCAUGUGGUUAUGGAUAUGGAUUUGACAUGUUGUUCAUUCUUCAGUUAUGGAGAUACGCCCAAAUGUAAACUGGGAUAAAGGCCGUGCAUUGAUGUAUUUGCUUGACACUCUUGGAUUUGAGAGCUUUAAUGAUGUUCUACCAAUUUACCUUGGAGAUGACAAAACAGAUGAAGAUGCUUUUAAGGUUAUAAGACACAUUGGAAGAGGAUUUUCCAUCAUUGUUUCUUCAAUUGUCAAGGAGACCAAGGCUUCAUAUUCUCUGCGUGACCCUGCUGAUGUGAUGACAUUCUUGACAUGUUCAGCAAAAUGGAAGAAGAACAUGUUACAGAAAACUAAAUAGACUUAUGAGAUUGUAGGCUAAUUUGUUCCUUUUUAAAUUUAACAAAUUAUCCUUGAGUUUGUAUGUCGAGACAAGGACUUGAGGAUGAUAAUAAUAGGAAAUGAUUCUGUAGAUGUACUUCAGCUCUUCAAAUUUUUAUGGAGUAUCAUAGUUCUAAUUUUACAAAGUUACUU